Molecule: messenger RNA, 1910 nt
Organism: Engraulis encrasicolus (European anchovy)
Lineage: Eukaryota; Metazoa; Chordata; Actinopteri; Clupeiformes; Engraulidae
Product: heavy metal-binding protein HIP-like
Exons: 3
Coding region: 119-1042 (307 amino acids)
Molecular function (GO): protein binding
Source: RefSeq, a predicted model, not a curated record
UUAAGUGCAGCUCUUAAACUACACUAAGACGUAGAGGCUCUACAAGGUAUCUCCAGACAGUUUUUAGCCGAACCUGAACAGCGUGACACCAGUGUGUGUGUGUGUGUGUCUGUUGAGAAUGAAGACUAUCCAAGCAGUGCUGCUGCCGUUGCUGUGUAUCGGUUUGGGUUUGAUCGCAGCAGAAAGUGGAAUGCAAAAUGGGGCUGGUGGUGCGACCUCCGCAGAGCAGCAGACCUGCCAGCCGGACAUCCACACCGUGCUGCGAGAGAUGAGCACCCAGCUGGCAGAGCAGAGAGUGGAGCUCAGGCACACCCAAGCACAACUGGAGACCAUGGAGAAGAAGGCAGAGACCAUGGAGAAGAAAGCAGAGACCAUGGAGAAGAAGGCAGAGACCAUGGAGGCAAGACUGAGAGACAGUGAGGGUAAAGCAGAGACCAUGGAGGCCAGACUAAGGAACAGCGAGAAGACAGUCGAAGAGCAAAGAGUGGCACUGAGACAGGCAGAAGCCAGACUGAGUGACACUGAGAGAUAUGUGGAGCAGCUGAAAAGUGUAAAUCAGGCUCAGGUUCAAAGUCUGAACCUCACAGGGAGACAAGUGGAGGAGCUGAGAAUGGAGAGGCAGAACAGGAGGGUGUCCUUCUCUGCCGCUCUGCAAACAACUGCUGCUGGCCAACAUACAGGACCCUUCUCUGUUGCAACUCCUCUGGUCUACAGACAUGUUUUCACCAAUAUAGGCGAGGCCUAUAACCCAAACACAGGAGUUUUCACAGCUCCGGUCCGAGGUGUCUACAUGUUCUUUGUGUUUCUUCAUGCAGGAGGCCAUGCGUCUAACAAUGGAGGAGUCACCCUGCAUAAAAAUGGAGACCAUGUUGUCAUUGCUAGCGCUCACCAGACGAGCCACAGUGUGAAUCCCUCUAAUGGAGUCUCUCUGCUGCUGGAGGUGGGAGAUGUGGUGUACGUCAAGCUGUGGCCCAACUCAUGGGUGUGGGAUAGCUACGCCCACCACACCACCUUCUCUGGCCAUCUGCUCUUCCCUAUGUAAAUGUAGAAUUGUACAGUAUAGAAAUAGAUAUGGAUUGUUUCCUGCCGUGUUGUAACGGUAGGGCACUGGGUUACUACGCCGGCGAUCCGGGUUCGAUUCCAGCCCGGGUCAUUUGCCAAUCCUUCCCCAUCUCUCUCUCCCAUAUAUAUAUAUAUAUAUAUAUAAAGGAAAUAGAUACAGAUUGUAUUGACCUCAAAAUAAAUUAAAGCAACAUUCCAUCAUUUUUGUAAAUGGGCUGAUUUUAUACUUUUAUACUUAUAAACCCUCAAGUUGAGUGAUGAGUUUUACCUUUCUACUUUUCUUACAGCCGUUCUCUGAUUUUGGUGAAAUCACUUCUUAACAUGUAACAUUGAAUCGAAUGGAACCAGUUGGAGACAUUUAGUUACUGGUACCCUCUCGAAAUAAAGGAUUAUUGACAAAAGAUAGAGGCUAUGUUUUAUUACAUAAUGCUUGCGUGCCAAAUGGUACUCUGAGGCGGUGCCCAAACUCUUGCUGUGACAACUGUAAAAUACCACUACAACUACUUCUACUACUACCACUAUUAAUAAUAAUAACCUAACCCUCCACCCUCCCCCUCAAUCCUCACGGUGCUAUGCAAAUGAAGGAUGAAAAACCCCAAAACUAAUCACCAUGACAGUCCCAUGAUGAGGCUAUGAGAGCAGGGCACAGGCUGUCCAUUCUUGCAUCUUCACCUCCUGCCUGGCACAUGCUUACUAAGGCUAAUGAGAAAAGUGCAGAACCUCAAUGUGACUUCACGCCUCCUCCAUGCAUGAAUGCCACAGCCUGAAUAUUAACCUCAUCCUUUUAUCCAUUAUUUCAUUCAUUGAAAUGAAUUGUAGAUAAUGCAUGGAAGGUGAUUUCACCGAUU